UGUUGUGGUUGCUGUGCUGUUGGGCUGUAGACAUGGCGACUGCCGGAGCAGCUGUGGACGACUGGAGGGAAGACCUGACGUGCGCCAUCUGUUUGGAUUUCUUCAAGGACGCCGUCGUGCUGAAAUGCGGCCACAGCUUCUGUCGAUACUGCAUCUGCAUGCACUGGGAUGAAAAUGGCGGAGACUUCGGGUAUCAGUGUCCUCAGUGUCGAGCUGUGUUCAACAAGAGGACUCUCACUAAAAACUACCUGGUGCAGAGCCUGGUCUCCAAACUGGACGACAUGGAGCGACUUGGCUCUUGUCCUUCACAAUCAAAACCGGUCAAAGUGGACGGGCAGUGUGAGCAACACGGCGAGGAGCUGAAGCUGUACUGCCAGACUGACAAGAUGCCCAUCUGUGUCGUCUGCAGGGAGUCCAGAGCUCACAGACAUCACGAGGUGGCGCCGAUACCAGAAGUCGUGAAUGAGAUGAAGAUGGAGUUAAAACUGAGACUGAUGGAGCUCAACUGGCAAAAGUCAAAAUGUGCAAAAGUCAGAAGUGCCGACGAGCGCACAAAAAAUGACGUCAAGUUGAGUAAACAACGACUGAAGGACAAGAUCGAAUCCGAUGUUGGCGCCUUGGUCCAGUUCUUGCUCGAUGAGAGGGACUCCCUGCUCGACAGCCUGGACGCUGAAGAAGUGGCGACCUUGGCCCUGUUGGACGACAACUUGAAGACUGUGGAGGAAGAAGCAGCAGCUGUAGACAAAGCCAUAGCGGAGAUCCACGACCACAUCGGUGGGAAAAGCAGCUUCGAGAGUCUUGCAAAGAGUUACAGAGAAGCGAUCCACUGCAAGCCCUUCAAGCCUCUGGAGGCAGUCGUGUGUUCGGCGGACAUGCCGGACUUCUCGGAGCCCUUCCAGCUCAUCAUGUGGAAGAAGAUGAUGCACGUGCUGCACAACAUGCCCCAGAACCUCACCCUGGACCCGGACACGGCUCACCAGUACUUGCUCAUCACAGACUUUGACACCAAAGUGGAGGAGAGCUGCAUCCGCCACCAGGAGCCCGACCUGCCCGCCCGCUUCACCCGCUUCUUCGGCGUGCUCGCCACGGCCCAGUACUCCAGCGGCCAGCACUACUGGGAGGUGGACGUGCGGGACAAGGGCGUGUGGUACCUGGGAGUCACCACCGAGAGCAGCAACAGGAAGGGCUUCGUCUGCCUCUCGCCGUCCUCGGGCUACUGGAGCCUGUGCCUGCAGGACCGGCUCUACGCCAACGGCGACGACGGCCGCAUCCCGGUCGCCGACUACUGGAACUCCCCCCGCGUCGGCGUGUUCCUCGACUACGACAGCGGGCGCCUCAGUUUCUACGACGCCGUGACGAUGAAGCGGCUGUUCACCUUCGACACGUGCUUCGACGAGCCGGUGUACCCCUUCUUCAGCCCGGGGAAGAACGACCCGGGCAGCCGGCUGCAGAUCUGCCACUAUUACUGAGACAGGCCGAUCAGCGUGGUCGUUAAUAAAGCUUAAAAUGUGCCGACGUUUAUUGGCGAGGCUCCCAGACAUGGCAGCAGAAGUCACAGGGUGGCGUGGCCUCGGAGUCACGCACUCGAUACAAACGAACAGAUUCUCAUCGGUCUUAUUGUUAGGGAAGAAAGAGCACGGCGUCUCGUCACACGUUACUCCAGACACGUACUGUAGGCCUACACCCCCCCCCCCCCGACGGCGGUCCGGGGGUCUGGACAGGUGCUUCAUCUGCGCCCCGCUGUCUUUAUGGGGUUGCAGACGUGCUUUCAGCAACUUUCUACACCAAACUGUUGGACGUUAGCGCACGUUGGUUUUACGCCAGGCGGGUUUGUGCCGUUGUCUUUUCAGAUCUCCCCUUUUUUUUUUUUUUUUUUUCAAUCCGUGGCCAAAGCAUUGCGUAAAAAUAUGAGGCUUGUAAGACAGAAUUGCUGAAUUUGAUCAAAGUUGAGAGUCUAGAGUCAGAUAUUAAUGAGACCUCGCUUCAACACGUUACACUGAGACGCCACCUCUUUCACAGAUGGAUUGGUUUUAGUCCCUCAACAUUGUUACAAAUCACUUUUAUCACACCUUUUUAAAGAGUUUUUUUUUUUAUUAAAAAGGACAGUUUCUGUUCACUGCUCUGACUGAGCUUGUUUUUACACACUUGGGCCAAAAAGCUGUGCAACUCCUCAGUGGAGGUACUGGAUAAAGUUCAACAUUUAAUCAGUCCACGAUUAACAAGUCAGUGGAAGGAUGCAUUUUGCGCCGGUCGUCAGGUCUUUGGGGUUUUAAUGCAUUUCAUCUGCAGCUGUUUUUGUUGUCGCAGCUCGAAACCCGUUAAAUAGUGAAGGAAAGUGUUUUUAUUUCUGAUGUUAGAAUGUCGAAUGUUAAUUUUGCAAAAUAACAUGCAUAUUCCCAAACACACCUCAUUUGAAUGAAAUUUUGAUUUUGGAGAAUCACUUGAUGGUUUGUCUCCUUUGUUUUUUUUUUUUAUUGUACUAAUGUGAUUUUUUUUUUCCUUGUAAUAUUUUACUUGUUACAAUUCCUUUUGAUGUUUUUAUGUAAAAAUAUAAACUGAACUUGAGUUUCACUCUUUUGAAAAUAUGUCCCUUUAUUCUUUUGGCCGUGUGGCUUCAGCAUUUCUAUUUACCAUUUGAAAGGACCAAGGAGCGCAAGCAGGAGACCUCUGCACGGUGGAAACGUUUCAGAAGUUGUGACGUGCUGGAGCUGAGUCCUCUUUACAGCUUUGACCAUCUGUCACUUGAUGUAUAAACACCGUUAUUGCAGGUUUUCGUGCAAAUAACAAAAUGGAUUUUGGGUUUCUUUCCACGGACGUCCAUGUUUUCGGCUAAAUCAUCAGCGUCUAAUGUGCUCAGUGUUUACGCUAAUAAAGGAGGAAAA
This is a messenger RNA of Salarias fasciatus (jewelled blenny), 2882 nucleotides long. It is a transcript of the gene trim47, whose product is annotated as tripartite motif containing 47. The record is from RefSeq and is a predicted model, not a curated record. Lineage: Eukaryota; Metazoa; Chordata; Actinopteri; Blenniiformes; Blenniidae. Bases 33 to 1469 code for a protein of 478 amino acids. The transcript has 8 exons. Gene Ontology annotation, molecular function: protein binding; zinc ion binding.